AGCUGGGUUUAACUCAGACUUGCUCCCAAACACUGUCGUUACCUACAUCAGAUCUGAAGGCUGUUUUCCAUUUUUGGAGAUUAUUUAUAGACAAGGGGCGUGGAUUAGUAAACAGCACAGCUUAAUUUCUUUGUUUUUUGGACAAAAGGGGUUUUAUUUUCAAAAUAAGGAGGAAAUGGUCUGAUCGCCACCUUAAAAUAUUAUGUGCUUCCAAUAAUUACCGAAAGUAAACGGAACAUUGACGGGAAUCAAGAAAGAGUCUCUCACAGAAUCCCCAGCGUGAAAUAUGACUUGCUAGUAUAGCUAAAGGAACCACUUAUUUUUUAAAUACUAUACAUUGUAUUUUUUUACGAAAUGAAAGUGAGACUAUUUUAAGAUUGUUGCAUUUAUUAUUUCUUCUUUGUAACCGGAGUUGUUCACUUGAAGAGGAGAAAAUGAAGAAUCGUCAGCCUGUCUUAAUCUUCAUUAUUUGUAUAUUUUUAGAGGGCAUAGAAGCCAAGAAGUACUGCUGGUAUUUUGAGGGGGGCUAUCCUACAUAUUUUAUAUGCCGUUCCUUUGAGGACUGUUGUGGUACACGGUGCUGUGUAAGGGCCCUCUCCAUCCAGAGAUUAUGGUACUUCUGGUUGCUGCUCAUGAUCGGGGUGAUGUUCUGUUGUGGUGCUGGUUUCUUCAUUCGGAGGCGAAUAUACCCUUCCCAUCUAACAGAUGAGCCUUCAUUAAAUGUGUCUUUCACCAGACAGCCUAUGAACACCAUGUCGGCAGGUUCCCAGCAGCCAGACAUGCAGCACUAUGGUAACCUUGGAGGACCUGUGGUGAAUCCCAUUGCUCCGCCCUUCCAGGUGCAGCCCCGUUCCCCACAUCUCAACGCGUCCUACCCACCCCCUCCAUCCUACUGCAACCAGCCGCCUCCUCCAUACGAGCAAGUGGUCAAAUCUUCAGCGAAAUAAGGAGCCAAUAACUCUUAUACACUUACUCUACCUUCUUUUGUUUUCAAUGGUAAUAUACUUCUAAGAUGCAGUCUGUUUUUAUUCUGGGAGGGUGAAAUGAUCAAGUUAGUGUCUGAGAAGAAAAUACAUCCACAGUUGAAUCUGAAUCAUAUGUAUGGAUUGAUGUGAGGCUGCUGAAUAUCCUUGGUGGAAUAAUGACGGAAUGACAUCACACAGCAAGGUUCAAUUUGCUGUUGAACUUCUCAUGUUUCCAAAGUUUGAACCUCCCUACCAUGGAAGCUGUAUUGUUUUCCGAAUUUUUUG
Polyodon spathula (Mississippi paddlefish) is the source of this 1250-nucleotide messenger RNA. It is a transcript of the gene vopp1b, whose product is annotated as VOPP1 WW domain binding protein. The record is from RefSeq and is a predicted model, not a curated record. Bases 435 to 947 code for a protein of 170 amino acids. The transcript is spliced from 5 exons. Gene Ontology annotation, cellular component: cytoplasmic vesicle membrane. NCBI's taxonomy places the organism in Eukaryota, Metazoa, Chordata, Actinopteri, Acipenseriformes, Polyodontidae.